AGGAAAUAAAUCUAGACUAUCUAAAACAUGUUUGGACGGUCCGAAUAGACCGAAAAGUACAACCUCGUGGUAUCAACUCGGCACCCAAAAACUUCUCAUUCCUCACACAGAAUUCCAACCACAAAUAUCCCAUCUUCUUUAGCAUAUGCCCUCACCUUAUGAUUGCUCUUCCAACUUAUAUAGCAUAGAUCUAACACUACUACUGCAUUUCCAACCAAAAAUGGACUCCAAAUCUAAGUCACCCAUGACCAAAAAUGACAAGCUACACAUAGUUAUGUUCCCAUGGCUAGCUUUUGGCCACAUGAUUCCAUUCCUAGAACUCUCCAAGCUCAUAGCCCAAAAGGGUCACAGAGUCACCUUCGUUUCAACCCCCCAAAACAUCGAUCGUCUCCCGAAAUUACCUCCAAAUCUAUCCCCGCGCCUCACUCUCGUGAAGAUUCCAUUGCCCCAUGUCGAAAAACUCCCCGAAAACGCGGAGGCCACCGUCGAUUUGCCGUACGACAAGAUCAAGUACCUCAAAAUGGCCUAUGAUCAACUCGAACAGCCCAUCACUCAACUUCUACACAACGCUUCUCCCGAUUGGGUUAUUUACGAUUUCGCGUCUUACUGGGUAGGCCCUGCUGCGGCCAAACUCGGCAUUUCAAGCGCCUAUUUCAGUAUUUUCAUCGCUACCUCCUUAUGCUUUUUUGGUCCUUCGAAAGUCUUGAUGGGAAUGAGAGGCGACAGCCGCACGAAGCCCGAGGACUUCACCGUCCAGCCGAAGUGGGUCCCCUUUGAAUCCACUGUCGCAUUUCGAUUAUUCGAGAUCAAUCGAAUAUUUGAUGACGUCACAGGGGAUGAUGAGAAUAUUCCUGCAACGUAUCGUUUAGGAGCGGCUAUCGACGGCUGCGAUGUUGUGGCAGUCAGAAGCUCUUACGAGUUUGAGCCUGAGUGGCUACAACUUCUUCCAAAGAUUAAUCAAAAACCGGUUAUUCCAGUGGGGCUGCUUCCUCCAAUGCCUCCGGAUCAUGAUUCUGUCGACGACACAAAGGAAUGGAGAACAAUAAAAGAGUGGCUUGACAAGCAGCCGAAAAGGUCGGUGGUCUACGUUGCUUUCGGGAGCGAGGCAAAGCCAAGUCAAGAUGAACUCACUGAGAUAGCUCUUGGACUGGAGCAAACUGGGUUUCCGUUCUUCUGGGCUCUGAGAAAGAAGCAAGGCCUGGCCGAUACCGAGGCGGUAGAGCUUCCGGACGGGUUUGAGGAGAGGACCAAGGGACGGGGAAUCGUGUGCACGAGCUGGGCGCCUCAACUCGAGAUACUGAGUCACGAUUCAGUGGGUGGGUUCUUCACUCACUCAGGGUGGAGCUCGGUGGUGGAGGCGAUACAGUUCGAGAAGCCUCUGAUUUUAUUGAGUUUCUUGGCAGAUACAGGACUGAUUGCGAGGGUUUUGGAGGAGAAAAAGAUGGGCUACGUGGUGCCGAGAGAUGACCGGGACGGGUCGUUCACGAGUGACUCGGUGGCUGACUCAGUGAGAUUGGUGAUGGUUGAGGAAGGGGGAAAGAUAUACAGGGAUAAGGUUAGAGAGGCAAAGGGGCUGUUUGUUGACAGAGAUACACAAGACAAGUAUGUGAAUGGGUUGUUGGAUUACUUUAAGACGCACUCACAAGAGCAUAAGGCAUAAGAGCAUGUACACCAAGCUAGGUAUACAUGCACUUUAAGCUAUUUUACCUAUGGAAAACAAGAAAGUUCGCAUGCACCAGAGUCGGUCAACACUGCGCCAGAAUUGCUCCGGCUCCCACACCUCUGUAUUUCUAGCGAUUCACUAUUCACAAGCAAUACAUAUUUUAUUACUUUUUGGGCCAGGUGCCCUCCAUUACUCUCUCUUUCAUACCUCUUGUUGUCUCUCAUCUGUUAAUAUUAUUUCAUAUUUAAUGAAUAGAGAGAAUUUGAGA
Messenger RNA from Rhododendron vialii, 1931 nucleotides. RefSeq names its product UDP-glycosyltransferase 91A1-like. Lineage: Eukaryota; Viridiplantae; Streptophyta; Magnoliopsida; Ericales; Ericaceae. The record is from RefSeq and is a predicted model, not a curated record. The transcript has a single exon. The coding region runs from base 146 to 1660 and encodes 504 amino acids. Gene Ontology annotation, molecular function: UDP-glycosyltransferase activity.